Molecule: messenger RNA, 1665 nt
Organism: Ogataea haglerorum
Lineage: Eukaryota; Fungi; Ascomycota; Pichiomycetes; Pichiales; Pichiaceae
Exons: 1
Coding region: 1-1665 (554 amino acids)
Biological process (GO): regulation of DNA-templated transcription
Molecular function (GO): DNA binding
Source: RefSeq, a predicted model, not a curated record
AUGUAUAAUAGCAAGUCCUACACACCUCCGUCGCACGAAUCGCAUAAUGGCAACGAGAUGCCAAUUGUGACGCCAGUGCGUGUCAUGCCUCUAGAGCCUGUGGCUUCCAGAGACCAGGAGAUGCGCUUUUUAGAGACCAAUAGACAGCUCAAAAACGAUGUAUACAGCUACUACAAUGUGUCUGGCACGAACUACAAGGGACCUCCUGAGGUUGAACGAAUCCAAUUAGCGUUUGAAUCUGGUAUUGACGAAGAAAUUGAUUAUUAUCUGGGACACCUUGUCUUCAUUUCCAAGGAUAAUCCCGAACUUCUGAAGUUCAAAAGCGGUUUUGCGUUUUUGAUUGAUCCUCUAUCACAUUUCUUUGAUUGCAAAGUUUUCGAUCCCCAUGCUGUAAAUGGGGACAUCAAUAGAUCUCUUGAUGCCGCUUUGAUAAUCCGCAAUACUGUUCAAGACAUUGAUAACUCGCAAGUCAUUUCAAUGAAUUUCAAGAUCAAGGAGGUUCUCAUGAAAAUUGUGAACCAUCGAGUUAUCUUGGAUAAUUGUUUUACCAGCGAAUCUUACGACCAACUCAAAGAGCUUCUCAGGUAUUCAAUGGAUAUCAUCGAGGCCAUCUCUUCAUAUUUAGCGCCUGCCCCACUGGACGAUCCGAUGUUUAUAUCUCUCACAAACCUUCUGCAAACUGUGCAAGAUCGAUCUGUGAUAAUCACGGCACUCAGAUCAUUGAGCAGACUCAUGUACAACACUAGAAAAGAAGGCGACGCCGCUGAUCAUCUAGACGACGAGCUUGUCGACCGCGUGGUCUCAUACCUUGCUUUUGCCGUGAAUGAGGACAAUGACAACGAUGAGUUGCUCAUCACGGCGUUGGACUUUUUAUACCAGUUUAUUCUGCCAGGACGGUCGGCGAAACUUCUAAAGAACCCAAUUAAUUGCUUUGUCUUGCAAACUUUCCUUCCAAGACUGCUAACUUACAAACAAAAGUACAAAACUGAAUUUACGCAGGAAAUGCCAAUGUUGAAGCUUGCAAAAAGAUCAAAGGGAGAGAGUCCCACAAAUCCGCCUCUUUUACCAGAAAAUCUGAUAACUGCUCUGAACAACCUUCCAGAACCUAGUAGAGCCACAGCUUGGAUGAGAUGUUCAUAUAAGGCGACUGAGGAAGGAGACGUGACACAAAUUUCCCUAUGGAGAUCAUAUGAAGCACAAUUCCAAAAGUACUCUUCAGCAGGAUCAAACUUGCGUUUGCUUCCUGCCGUCGAUUUUAUAAAAAAUGUACAACAUGCGUUCCCCAAUUCCAAUGCAAUGGUAUUGACUUUACCUGACGGAACACGAAAAUUCAUCAUUAAAGGAAUCGAACCGAGAUCUGUGCCUGUGGAUAUUGACCAGGGCAAGGUUGAGGCACUCACAGAUAGAGCUUCUGCCUCAGAUCGUGGCGGAAGUUCAAAGAACAACAUGCAGGAACCAUAUCAUCCAGUACAAUACAAUUUCAACGAUAACUUGGCCUUGACGGAAAUAAAUACCUCUGCUAGCUUACUAAUUACUGAGCUUAUGUCGACGAAAAAAGGCCAGGACCUCUUUAUUGGACAGAAAGAAAAGUUGCUAGACAGCGUGCUGAAGGUUCCAAGGCUUCUGCCUUACAUCCACGAAGCGCUUCAAAAACUUGACUAUUAA